Fomitiporia mediterranea MF3/22 is the source of this 1860-nucleotide messenger RNA. Its product is annotated as cephalosporin esterase. The transcript has 16 exons. The coding region runs from base 196 to 1809 and encodes 537 amino acids. NCBI's taxonomy places the organism in Eukaryota, Fungi, Basidiomycota, Agaricomycetes, Hymenochaetales, Hymenochaetaceae. The record is from RefSeq and is a predicted model, not a curated record.
AGAGAACGGAUUCUGAGACCUGACCAUCGCUCGUAGAUGGCUUCUGCCUCCGAUACGUCGGUCCAUAUUGACUCGUGAUCCCAACACGCACCGUCUUUUCCGAUCUACAUCUGACGACCAUGGUACAAAUAGCCGGGCUGGACAUUAAUGUGCAUUAUUCUCAAGGAACAGGGAUAGUUCCGUUCUCCUCUGAAAAUGCGCUGCGCUGGGGUGCUGUCCGUAGUCCUUGCUGCCUUUAGUCUGGCAUCUGUCGUACAGGCAGAUUCGCCACAGGUUGUCGACCUUGGAUAUGCGAUCUACCAAGGAACAUUCAACUCUACAUCUAACAUAACGGAUUUCUUUUCUGUUCGUUAUGCAGCGCCUCCAGUUGGAAAACUUCGAUUCCAAGCCCCGGCACCACCGCUCAACAUGCGGGCACAAGGCGUGCAACUUGCGAACACGCAACCCCCGGCAUGCCCUAUGGCUGGGCAGGGUAACAAUAUAACAACCCCAUUCCGAGGAUUGUCGAACAAUAAUCGCAGGCAGACUACGAAGAUCGAGGAUUGUCUGUUCUUAAAUGUUCAUGUUUCUGGAGAAAUAAAUCCCAAAGCGCGCAUGCCUGUCGUGUUUUGGAUUCAUGGAGGCGGUUACGUUGCGCUUAGUACGGCCGGGAUGGAUGGAGCUGAUCUUGUCAGAGAAGCUGGCGGAGGUAUCGUCGCUGUGGAACUUGAAUACCGCCUGGGCGUGCUUGGGUUCCUCCCUGGAUCUGAAGUGAAAAAGAACGGUGCAUUGAAUGCUGGCUUGCUCGACCAGCAAUUCGCGCUGCAAUGGAUACAAAAGAACAUCCACCUAUUUGGCGGUGACGCAAAUCGAGUAACGAUCUGGGGAGAGUCGGCAGGUGCUGGGUCGGUACUUCAGCACCUGGUCGCACACGGCGGAAACACACAACCACCUUUAUUCCAUCAGGCGAUCACGAGUUCCACAUUCUUACCCUCGCAGUAUAACUUCAACGAUCUAGUCCCGGAGAAACUUUAUUCCGAAUUCGUGCAGAUGACUGGUUGUGCCAACGCUAAUGACACCUUCCAGUGCCUCGUUGAUGCUGAUGCUGGAACACUCGAAGGCGCAAACGUUGUGAUAAACGAAUCCGGCUUUUUCGGAACAUUCGUCAUGGUCCCAGUAGUUGAUGGAGAUUUGAUUGUUGAACGACCCAUCCAAACCAUUGAACGUGGAAGGCUCAAUGUGAACACAUUCUUAGCGAUGACCAAUGCUUUCGAGGGCACAAUUUUCGUCGAUGCGAACUUCUCUGCUCAGAUGACGGUCACGGAUUAUGUUACCCAGCUCUUCCCUCUGUUUAACCAAACGCAAAUCGGGGAAGCCGUGCAGCAAUACACGAAUAUUGGGCUGAACACCGUCAACGAUCAGGCAAUCGCGAUCAUGGGAGAGUCUAUCUUCGUCUGUCCAACGUAUCGCUUGCUUGCGGCGUUCCCUGGGCGCUCUCGCAAGGGCUUGUUUGCUAUUCCGCCUGGUGAACACGGCAAUGAUGUCGCUUAUUACUUCCCAGGAACCACCGGCCCGCCGUUUAAUAACCCCCAGUUCUCCGCUUCUUUCGCUGGCUCAUUCCUCGGAUUCGUCAAAUUUGGAGAUCCCAACACGCAUCCUGUUGCCAACGAUAUAACUCCGAACUGGGAGCUAUUCAAUCAAGGCAAUACGGAGAUGCUCUUCAAUAGGACGGAAGACUUCCAGCCGGAUAUACUGUCAUUUACUACCGACCCGGGCUUGCUGGAGCGAUGCGAAUUCUGGAGGAGUGUAGCACCGUCAAUCCCGCAAUGAUUAUUUAUAUCAUGUUUUACGGCUGAAUUACGGACGCGUAUCUAUCUUAAC